Neohortaea acidophila is the source of this 1339-nucleotide messenger RNA. RefSeq names its product putative amidotransferase-domain-containing protein. The coding region runs from base 103 to 1059 and encodes 318 amino acids. The transcript is spliced from 2 exons. The record is from RefSeq and is a predicted model, not a curated record. NCBI's taxonomy places the organism in Eukaryota, Fungi, Ascomycota, Dothideomycetes, Mycosphaerellales, Teratosphaeriaceae.
CCCCAAGGUACCUACGUAUCUUCUUCUUUCCUCACACUUUUCUCAACACCACACACGCAACCACACGUACGCAAACUAACCCCCAAACCACAGACCGGCAAAAUGAGUGCAAUCUACGAGGGACCUGAGGGCUCUGCCGAGCCCGUCAAGGUUCUCAUCACGCUGCACGAGGGCAUGGAUGCCAUGGAUGUCGUGGGCCCAUUGGAGGUCUUUAGCUGGGCUCGCCACGAUAAGAAGAACCCUGAGACCAAGGCAUUCACCGUCUCCUUUGCAGCGGCCGAAGAGCACACCGUCUCCGCCCAGGGUGCCUCCUUCCGCGCUCACAUGACCUUCGACGAAGCCAUGAAGCGCCUGCCUGAGGUCGACCUGCUCGUCAUCCCCGGUGGCGGUACCGAGAAGAUCCUCAAGUCCAAGGCGCAGCCGCUCGCGCUCAUCAAAAAGUUUGCGGAGGUGCAGCUGAAAGAUCCGGGCCGAGAACGCACUUUGAUGUCGGUCUGCACCGGCUCCUUCUUCCUGGCCGAGGCGGGUGUGUUGAGUGGCCUCAGCGCCACCACCCACCCCGACUUCAUCACCAAGCUGGAGAUCCUCUGCUCCAAUGUCACCCUGCGUGACAUGGCGGACCGCUGCGAUGUGGUCGAGCAGCGCUAUGUGGUCAACAACCUGCGCUUCGAUCUCGGCGAGAAUGAGGAUGAGAACCCAUACAUCAUGACUCGCAAGGAGUUGAAGGAGGCCAAGCGCCGCAAGAGCUCGCUUGUCAGCCCGCCCUCGCCCAUCGAGGAGCGCUCGAAUGGAACUGACGGCGCCCGACGCCCGAGCGGCGCUCGCAAGGGCAGCAUGAGCUGGAAGGCGAGCAACACCCGCCGCGAGAGCGUGCUCAAGCGCUCCAACCUUCGCCUCGGCGGACUGCGUGUCUUGUCCACCAGCGGCGUCACCUCGGGCAUCGAUGGUGCUCUCUACAUGGUCGGUGCCAUGGUCAGCGACGAUGCGGCCGAGGAGGUGGCUCGCGUGAUGUGCCACAAAUGGAUCAAGGGCAUGGUGGUAGAUGGAACUGAUGUUUAAGCGUAGGCGCUGGCGGCGCUCGGAUUACGGGGGCAAUGAAGGAUUACACCACACCAUUUGGAGUGGAUGGGGAAGGAUUUGUAGGGCUUUGAUUGAGGAGUAUGUAGACGACUUGUCUCGAAUAGAUCCGCAGCGUACAACACUCUCCAGACCGUCAAAUCUCCUGCGCACGUGACUCGGCGAAAGAUUCGCGGGAAAGGGCCAAAGCGGUCUAGACCGCAGCUGAUUGGUUGUCUUCGCGUCCUUGCAACAUCACAUCCGCAAUAUCCGCACCCUCGUC